Coregonus sp. 'balchen' is the source of this 32216-nucleotide messenger RNA. The record is from the annotation of a GenBank genome assembly. NCBI's taxonomy places the organism in Eukaryota, Metazoa, Chordata, Actinopteri, Salmoniformes, Salmonidae.
UACUACAGAGCUCUGGUGAACUUCACAGACUCCAUCGUGUACAGGCCUAACAUGGAGGACAUCUACUCACUGUCUUUCCAGGAGAUCUCUGACGCGGUGGUGGACACGGUAGGUCUAUUCCAGAACCAUAUAUACUAUAUACCACAGGUAUUCAAAUCUAACCCUUUGAGGUCCGGACUACUGCUGGUUUUCUGUUCUACCUGAUCAUGAAUUGCACCCACCUGGUGUCCCAGGUCGAAAUCUGUCCAUGAUUAGAGGGGAAGAAUUAACCAAAAAAGCAAUGGAACUGGCUUUGAGGCCCAGAUUUGAAUUUGAGGACUGUAUACGGUAGGCCUAUUCCAGAACAUACUGUAUACUGUGUACUGUAAGCAGUAGACCUAUCCCUCCCUCCCCACAAGGGCUGUAAACUUUACACAGGCCAGGGCAGGAUUCUCACACCUUGCAUUCCACUGCCACGUCAUGUCUGCUACACAAUGUUAUUGAUUGCAGUUGAGGCCAUAUACUGUAGAUCAUUUUAGUCAAUAUACUCUACGGUACUAUAUUUAAGCAAUAAGGCACGAGGGGGUGUGGUAUAUGGCCAAUAUACCACGGCUAAGGGAUGUUCUUAAGCAUAACGCAACGCGGAGUGCCUGGAUACAGCCCUUAGCCGUGGUAUAUUGGCCAUAUACCACAAACCCCCGAGGUGCCUUAUUGCUAUUAUAAACUGGUUACCAAAGUAAUUAGAGCAGUAAAAAUAAAUGUUUUGUCAUACAUGUGGUAUACGGUCUGAUAUACCAUGGCUGUCAGCCAAUCAGCAUUCAGGGCUCGAACCACCCAGUUUAUAAACUACUGUACAUCAUAUGUUAGAACACUUGUUAGGAAAGUUGUUAAACUUGUUAAAACAUGUUGCCAAAAAUGCAUCUCUGCUGGUUUGUACCCAUCUAAGUAUUGUUUUUCUCCUUUCACAGUUGGAGUCAGAGUACAACAGGAUCUCAGGCAGCCAGACUGUCAAUGUGGUCCUCAUCAAGUAAGAUCACUGUUCAUCUCCAGCUACUGUUGAUAAAACCCCACCAGUCUUACUUUUACUUACUUGACUUACUUUAGCUUGGGUGUAACAAAGGUGGUUCAAUGAACCAUGCUCACGUGAUGAGUAACCUUGUCUGAGAUCUGAAGACUGUUGGCUCCCAGAGCUAAUGCUUAGGCUACAGCUUAGACUCAUCUGGUUGGUCCACCAAACACUGUUGUAAGCUGAGUGUAACUAAUCAAUGUUCUUACCAUGAGAAAAUCUUGAUAUGCCCCGACCAACAUUCAUCUGAACCUGGAGCACUGUACCGUUAUCGUCACCACGUCCCUCUCUAACAACCCCCUCUGUUCUGUCCUGGCCUGUGUAUAGGAAGAUGCUGAGGCAGGAUGGGGUGGAUGUGUUUGUAGAGCUUGACGUGGGCUCUGACUACAACAACAACGACAAUCAGAUCCGCAACGUGCUCUAUGGAGUGGUGAAGGAGGGAGCCAUCGCCUCCUACAUCACCUCUGUCCAGGGCUUCCAGUUCAGACGCCUGGGAGAAGGUAAGGACCACAGGGGAUAAUAUUUACUCCGCAUUGUAAGGACUUUCCAGGAUGCUGACAUGGCCAAAUAUACAUUCACAUUUACAUUUUAGUCAUUUAGCAGACGCUCUUAUCCAGAGCGACUUACAGUUAACGGCAUCCAUAUUAGGAAGAUUUCUAUAGUACAGUAUCCAUUUUAGGAAGUCUUAACUGACCUACCAUAAAUGCUGUACAAGUUAACAAAAUAGGUCUGAUCUCAUAGCUAUGGUGUUCUUUAUUUAGUUGAGACAUUGAUUUAUCAUAUGUUAUUACAAUCUUUCAAUGAAGCUAGGCUAGCCAGCUUAAGGCAUCAUGCUAGAAAAGGCUAUUUCUUGUGUUCACUAUUUCCCCUCUAUAUAUCUCCCCUUCAAUCAUACCAAUUUCUGUCAAUAAACCAAUACAAUAUUAAAAGAAACAAAAAGGAGGGCUAGGUGAGUCCGAGGUAGUGUCCUUAACAUGUCUCUCUGGUUUCUAGCUCUGCCCCCUGUGAACCCCAUGGCUGUGCCAGGUUUGUACUGUACCAUGCCAACCUGACUUCACAGCUAUUGGAACAUCAUUUAAAAUACUUUAGCUGGGCUUGAUUGAGCUUGCCUGGCGCAAUGGAGCCUAUAGAAUAGUAGCAAAAUAGUAUUUGAACCCAGGUCUGGAACGAUGCCUGCUGCACGAAGACUGCCAGAGCUGCUGGAGAAGUGACAUGACUGUUCUGUAGUGCGUGUAGAAUGCAGAAUGCCGCUAUUUCUGGAUGAUGAUGACGAACAAGAUGACGAUUAGCUCUUUGGAAAUCUGUUAAGAGUUCAUGCAGGAAUGUUAUGCAUGUGUGCACCUGAAGCAGAAGUCUGACAACAUUUUGGUUUUGCACUACCCAAGAGGACUGCAAAGAUUUUUGCAUGGCAUGAGUUAGGUUACAGAUAUUGCUAUUUGUAACAACAACAAAACAGUUUAUUCAGAAGGAUCUCCCAUUACAUUAUGGCCAUGUCCCACCUCCGGUACGGUACGGUGAACUAUUAGACUUUGACAAGCCCCAGGCUCCAGCUCGACCUGCAGUGACCCAGGAGGGUCAUUGGAGGCUGGUGAAAGGAGGACGGCUCAUAGUAAUAACUGGAAUGGAAUAUUGGAACGGUAUCAUACACAUGGUGUCUGCGAUACCAUUCCAUUUAUUCCAUUCCAGCCAUUACAAUGAGCCCAUCCUUCGAUUUAAAGUGACACCAGCCUCCACCGAGGAAGGUUGCUUGUAUUUGACGUGAUUUGAACAGGAAGCAUUGUGUUGUGUUGUGUGGUGGCCUUUUAGCUCUGCAUGUCUGACCCUUGAACCCCCCCACCCCCGUGUCUCUCAGUGGUCCCCGACCUUCGGCCGUGCAUGAAGGAUCAGCACACGUGUCAGGAUGGGGGGUGCAUCCCUCUAGAGUACCUGUGUGACAACAGACCUGAUUGCAAUGACAUGAGUGACGAGCUGGAUUGUGGUGAGUUGCAUGGUAUGGAAUGGAGUAGUGGCAAAGGUACUGGACCUGUGUUGUGACUAGAUGGUUGACUAAAACAUUUGAUUGAACAUAUCUUUGUACCCUAACGAGAGUGUCAACUCAAAUGUUCACUUAUGUUGAAUUUUCACAUUGUGUUCUAUUGACAUCAAUGCAUGACCAAGUGAAAAUGUAAGUUAGGUGUAAGUUAGGAUUCGCCCUUGGAUCAACGGUCUUUAAAAGCUCUGUUGGUUUUCAGAUAAGAUCCGUCCUGGUGCAGUUACCCCCACCCCUCCCACCACCACCCCCAUCAAGAAGUCCCCACGCCCCCCUGGUCCCCCAGGGCCCUGCAAAGUGGACCAGGCCACCUGUCAGAACGGGGAGUGUGUCCCCAGAGACUACCUCUGUGAUGGAGAGAGAGACUGCUCUGAUGGCAGCGACGAGUUCAGAUGCGGUAAGCACAUAUUGGCAACCACUAACACUUCAAAGUACAUACACGCAGGCACGCAUGUAUAUACACACACCAGUGUUUCUGUUAGCCGGUAAUAGCCGGCUUUUGUCAGAUAAAACAAAUAAAAAGCCAAUAAAUAAAAUUGCCACCGGUCAAUUGUCCGGGAGAAAAAUUUAAUCACAUUGCGAAAUAAUGCAUUUGAGCCUAUUCAUUGAUUGAAAUAGCAGUCAAUGUAGCGUGAGAGAUGCUGCUACAGCUCAUCAAACAGCUGUUUGUUGCUGCUGGAGUGAAACGUGCUUUAAUAAGCCCAAUCAUUGCGCAACAAUUCUAAAGGCAAUCGUGUGUAUAAAAAAAAUAGAAAUUUGAUAAUGACAAUUAAAAAGAGCUAGGCCUAGUAUUUUCUUUUUCUCAACUGGUAAAUUGAAGCGCACUUCCCAUUCGCCAUUCAAGUGCAUAGGCAACUAGACAGGCUUCAGCGCAUCACACACCACUUUACAAUGAGCUGGAGACAGUAUGCAUUUUGAAAACAUAUACUUAAUUGUUUGAAACCUGAACGUUUUACAACAUAUUUUGAGGCAUGUCUUACCUUGCUUCAAAGUAGUCUAGCCAAAAUCUAACCAAACCUGCAGGCAAUUAUUUUAUAAAAACUUCCAUAUGCCAUUGAAACAAGUAGCCUUUUUCUCUCAUGUUCUAUUGGUUUUCAAAUCAACUUUCUUUCAUUGUCCAGUAGCCAAAAGGCACAAUCCUAGUCAUAUUAGCAACCCAUACUAGUUGUUGCAUAUUUAGAUCUCCCCUCUUUCUACAUUUCUAAACAUUCGCGCGUAGACUACUGCCUUGUGCACAUUGCUGCACUUAUAAUGUGAAGAAAUAAUAGUUUAUCAACAUUCUAAGCUAAACUUCUGAUCUGUUGCAUGAACCUCAUUGCUUUUUAAACAAUUUUGGGAUGUAACCCAGGCCUGCUGGUUGUAUGAAUUUAGGAUCUAUCAUCCCACAACUGUCCCAGAAUCUGUUUGGAAAAGGUUAUUUCUUUCUCGCACAGAACGACAAGCUGACCAAUAGAAUAGGUCAACUGUUCUACUAUGGGGGUUAGUAGAUUGGCAUAGGCUAGUGAUUUUGCUGUUCGUUACUCGUCUUGUUGGCUGAGGAUAAGUAAAUGUGGACAGUUAUUCUAACAUAGGCAGCGCAUGGGUUUCAAGUUUGGGGAAGCUAAUUUUCACCAUAGAAAUGCACCUUUAUAAUAAAGCAUUCCAUGCAUCCUUGCAUUUGCAGACUUAUGUAAGAUAGCCUACUAUUCCUAAUGUGAUGAUUAGAUUGGAUAGUCAUAAUUUAGUCUAAUAAUAUAACUCAAUCACUGUUCGCAAAAAAGACUGUUCAAUGCAGUGCAUAGUGGCGUAGAGUAGGCAGGUUAUAGGCUAUAUCACAGGAAAAUGUUGGCCAUUCAUAAACACAUUUCAUGCAAGUCUACUCCAUUUUAUAUGACUGGAGACAUUAGCAGAAUCUUUUUUAAUACAACAAAAAUUACAGGGUAGCCUACUCUGGGCCUACGAAAAGGGGAGACACAAAUACAAUAUGACGUCCGUCUAAUCUGGAGGAGGAAAUUAUUGUCCAAAAACAAACAAAAGUGGCACUGACCCAAUGAUAAAGACAGUGAAUAUGCACACUCACCGGGGAUAUGGCCAAUGUUCUCCGCUGGUGCCAAUAAGAUUGGCUACUUUUCACUCAAUUAAGUUGAACAUUUUGACAGUUAAAAGUCAGAUUGGAGUCAUUUCAUUGUCUUCUAUUUACAGUAAUGGCUAUUUCGCUUUCCAAACUGUUUUUCCAUGAUUGUAUUUUUAAAUAUUGCGAUAUGCCUGACUGGGUCUCUCAUUUUCACUGACAGUCGCAACUCAACAAUCAUCUAUUUGGUAUUUGCUGCGUGCUCUGCCCAAAUUGUGGGCCCUUCCGACUGUAGGCUAUGUGAUCCUUUGUGGCCAAAUCAUGCUUUCUGGUGUAGUAGCCUACAGUAUUUUGAAUGAUUUUAUUUAUUUAUGUAUAGACAGGAGUAAGCUAUUUAGGCUAUAUAAUUUUGGCAAUUCAAUUUACUUUAGGGAAAGCUAAGCUUCCCCUAUAUGGACGCGCUGCAUAUGUAUUCUAACAUCUUCAAAUUUCUCAUCGGAAUUCGGUAAGAAUGACGCACGCCGUUGCAUGUUCUGUUAAGAUGAAUGACCAUAAACUAAAUGUGAUUUCUGGCAUUCUAAGCACAGUGGGUGGAUGCCCUAAUCAGGUUGCGCAACCAAUGCAUAGGGAUCUGGUACAUUUCUUAAAUGUCCAGUAAAUUAAAAUGCUGCCGGUCAAAUGAAAGGCGCCACAUUUUCCUAAUGGAAACCCUGACACACACACAAACACAAUUACGAUCAGACACAACGCUUUGCAUCCGCUUAAUGCAAACACACCUGAUCAAGGUGUCUGAUCCAGGCUCCAUGUCUGUCUCCAGGCACUCCCUCUCCCUGUGAACCCAAUGAGUUCAAGUGUAAGAACGGCCGCUGUGCUCUCAAGCUGUGGCGCUGCGACGGAGACAACGACUGCGAGGACAACUCAGACGAGACAGACUGCCGUAAGUCAGCACUCCUGUUUGCUGAUCUGAAGCCAAACUAGUUCAUUUAAAAUGAUUCACAUAUUUUUCAAACGCUUUUAGAGCUCCUUGGAAACUUAAAUGUUAAAAUGAUUAAUGACUAAGUGAUUUUCCAUCUCUUCUGGUUCUCCAGCCACCAGAGGUCCAGGUGACACGUGUGCCCCAGAGCAGUUUGUGUGCCUCAGUGACCGCACCUGCAUCCCAUCCAGCUAUCAGUGUGAUGAAGAGCCAGACUGCCCAGACCGCUCUGAUGAGUACGGCUGCAGUAAGUCCCAGACCCUGAGCGUCAUGACAUCUAUCUGCCUGUGUCUCUCUGUUCACUCUCUCUCUCUGUCUCUCUCUCUCUCGCUCUCGCUCUCUCUUUAUCUCUCUCUUUCUCCUUUAUAUCUCUCUCACACACCAUGUAUGUGUGUCUCUCUUUCUCUCUCUCACCCAUACACUCUUCUCACUCUCUUUCUCUACCUCCUCUGUCUUUCAUUCUCUCUCUCUCAAAACGCCCUCUGACCUCCAACCCCCCUUCUUUCUCUGUAAGCCUCUAUGUGUCUCUCCUGUAUAGUCAUCCUUUGUACCAUAACCACUGCAGUGACUCAGGUUCCAUUCAUACUUCGGUGACAUAGACACAGAACUUUUGGGAUGUUGUCCAUCCAUGGCAAAGAGUAUUUUUUUCGGACUUUCCAUAAUUUUUGUUUCGCACUAAAGAGACUGAAUACCCCAAUAAACCACUGACCUUUUAAAUUGAGGUUGGGUAGUUGGGACUUGUUUUUGAAUAUGUGUGUGCCAUCAUGCAUCACACAGUGCAUACUUGGCUUUAUAGAUGCUCAUCUUUGUUGUUGUUUUCUCGUAACUUUGUCUUUAAGCUCCUCCCACGGUGACCAGUCCCCCGGAGGAGUCCAUUCAGGCGGUGCGGGGGGAGACGGUGACCUUCAACUGUGUGGCAGUGGGUGUUCCUACCCCCAUCAUCACCUGGAGGCUCAACUGGGGCCAUAUCCCUGUCAGUGGCAGGUGAGUUGGUACAGUCCUCCUCCUUCUCUGGUUCAGCCCAUAACAGCUCUUAUCAUAAACGUAGUGAGGCAUUUAAGCCAAUGGCCCCAGCCUGAAUGGACCCAGCCUGAAUCAAUGGAAUGUUAAGUUGCAUUUGAAAAUGUCUGUGUGUGUGUGUUGGCAAACAUUUGAUAAAUUCAUAUGCAUCAAAUAAACAUUUAAUGUGGAGUUCUGAACCCAUCUGAUGCAUGAUACACAUGACUUCUCUUCAAACUCUGUCUGUCUGGUGCUAUUAUGGAAGAUAGUGUUGAACUUUGCAUUGAUAGCGCUGGAAAAAAUGCUGGGUUUAAUUUGGGGAAUUGUGUGAAAUUAGUCUUCCGUAUAAUUGAUUGGAAACAGACCGUGAAGAUUUUGAAAUGAGUAAGGAUUUGUCCGCUAUCCAAUCUUGUCAGCCCACAAAUUACAGCAUUUCAUUCAUUGCUGUUUAAGCUCAGUCAUAUAUCUGAUCUACAGGCCAGUCAUCUGUCAUCAAUUAUUGAGUUAUUAAAUUAUUGCUUUGUGGCUUUGCGAUAAUGAUCUCUAAGUGGAAAAUGAUUUUCGCAAUGUGCAAAAACAGAUAACUCAGCUUACUGUGCAUUCAUUGAAUGGCUGUUUGUGUUAUACAGUAAAGUUAUAUAUAAUCCGUCAAAAUAAAAUCCCUAUCAGAGAGGUAAAGCUACAAUAUGUACAUUUUUGGUGUCGACCCGACCAAAUUCACAUAGAAAUGUGUGUUAUAGAUCUGUCAUUCUCAUUGAAAGCAAGUCUAAGACGCAGAAUAUAUGUUCUAUGUGACCAAUUUCUAUGCUACCCGUUCUUAAGUUUCAUUUUACUUUUCAGUUUUGUACACCAGCUUCAAACAGCUGAAAAUAUAUUUCACAGCGGUUUAGAUGGUACAAUGAUUCUCUACACUUUACUUGCUUGUUUUGUCACAUAAACUGAAAUUAGGUGAACUAUUAGAAUUUUAGCAACCAGGAAAUGGCGGAGCGAUAUCUGCAUAGUGCAUGUUUAACUAUUUCAAUCACUAUUAAAACAUACCAUAAUGAAAGCCUAAAGUUGCAGAGAGUAUGGCGGUUCAUAUAGCAAUGUGUCAGUUCAGAAAAUGCAUUUAGAGUCAGAAUAUUCCUUGUCCUCUGAAAGCCCUUUAGACACUUGUGUUAACUGUGAAAAGUGAAUCAUCAUUGUUUGGCUGCAGAAGAGUUGACCACAGGCUUCUGUAUUUUAUGUGAUUGAAGCAUUAAUGUAAUGUAAGCAAUGUAUACACAUGUAGGAUCUUUUUUAUUUAUUUUAUUUCACCUUUAUUUAACCAGGUAAGCCAGUUGAGAACAAGUUCUCAUUUACAACUGCGACCUGGCCAAGAUAAAGCAAAGCAGUGCGAUAAAAACAACAACAACACAGAGUUACAUAUGGAAUAAACAAAAACAAAAUGUAGUCAAUAACACAAUAAAAAAUCUAUAUACAGUGUGUGCAAAUGUAGUAAGUUAUGGAGGUAAGGCAAUAAAUAGGCCAUAGUUCAAAAUAAUUACAAUUUAGUAUUAACACUGGAGUAAUAGAUGUGCAGAAGAUGAUGUGCAAAUAGAGAUACUGGGGUGCAAAUGAGCAAAAUAAAUAACAAUGUAAAUAACAAUAUGGGGAUGAGGUAGUUGGGUGGGCUAAUUUCAGAUGGGCUCUGUACAGGUGCAGUGAUCGGUAAGCUGCUCUGACAACUGAUGCUUAAAGUUAGUGAGGGAGAUAAGUGUCUCCAGCUUCAGAGAAUUUUGCAGUUCGUUCCAGUCAUUUGCAGCAGAGAACUGGAAGGAAUGGCGGCCAAAGGAGGUGUUGGCUUUGGGAAUGACCAGUGAGAGAUACCUUCUGGAAUGCAUACUAGGGGUGGGUGUUGCUAUGGUGACCAAUGAUCUAAGAUAAGGCGGGGAUUUGCCUAGAAGUGAUUUAUAGAUGACCUGGAGCCAGUGGGUUUGGUGACGAAUAUGUAGUGAGGGCCAGCUAACGAGAGCUUACAGGUCACAAUGGUGAGUAGUAUAUGGGGCUUUGGUGACAAAACGGAUGGCACUGUGAUAGACUACAUCCAAUUUGCUGAGUAAUGUUGGAAACUAUUUUGUAAAUGACAUCGCCGAAGUCAAGGAUCGGUAGGAUAGUCAGUUUUACGAGGGCAUGUAUAGCAGCAUGAGUGAAGGAGGCUUUUUUGCGAAAUAAGAAGCCGAUUCUAGAUUUAACUUUGGAUUGGAGAUGCUUAAUGUGAGUCUGGAAGGAGAGUUUACGGUCUAACCAGACACCUAGGUAUUUGUAGUUAUUCUAAGUCAGACCCGCCGAGAGUAGUGAUUCUAGUCGGGCGGUCGGGUGCAAGCAGCGUUCGAAUGAAGAGCAUGCAUUUAGUUUUACUAAAGAGCAGUUGGAGGCCACGGAAGGAGUGUUGUAUGGCAUUGAAGCUCGUUUGGAGGUUUGUUAACACAGUGUCCAAUGAAGGGCCAGAUGUAUACAAAAUGGUGUCGUCUUCGUAGAGGUGGAUCUGAGAGUCACCAGCAGCAAGAGUGACAUCAUUGAUAUACACAGAGAAUAGAGUCGGCCCGAGCAUUGAACCCUGUGGCACCCCCAUAGAGACUGCCAGACGUCCAAACAACAGGCCCUCCGAUUUGACACAUUGAACUCUAUCUGAGAAGUAGUUGGUGAACCAGGCGAGGCAGUCAUUUGAGAAACCAAGGCUAUUUAGUCUGCCAAUAAGAAUGCGGUGAUUGACAGAGUCAAAAGCCUUGGCCAGGUCGAUGAAGACGGCUGCACAGUACUGUCUUAUAUCGAUCGCGGUUAUUAUAUCGUUUAGGACCUUGAGCGUGGCUGAGGUGCACCCAUGACCAGCUCGGAAACCAGAUUGCAUAGCGGAGAACGUACGGUGGGAUUCGAAAUGGUCGGUGAUCUGUUUGUUAACUAGGCUUUCAAAUACUUUCGAAAGGCAGGGCAGGAUGGAUAUAGGUCUGUAACAGUUUGGAUCUAGAGUCAAAAUCAAAUCAAAUCAAAUUUUAUUGGUCACAUGCGCCGAAUACAACAGGUGCAGACAUUACAGUGAAAUGCUUACUUACAGCCCUUAACCAACAGUGCAUUUAUUUUAAACAAAAAAAGUAAAAAUAAAACAACAACAAAAAAAAGUGUUGAGAAAAAAAAGAGCAGAAGUAAAAUAAAGUGACAGUAGGGAGGCUAUAUAUACAGGGGGGUACCGUUGCAGAGUCAAUGUGCGGGGGCACCGGCUAGUUGAGGUAGUUGAGGUAAUAUGUACAUGUGGGUAGAGUUAAAGUGACUAUGCAUAAAUACUUAACAGAAUAGCAGCAGCGUAAAAAGGAUGGGGUGGGGGGGCAGUGCAAAUAGUCCGGGUAGCCAUGAUUAGCUGUUCAGGAGUCUUAUGGCUUGGGGGUAGAAGCUGUUGAGAAGUCUUUUGGACCUAGACUUGGCACUCCGGUACCGCUUGCCGUGCGGUAGCAGAGAGAACAGUCUAUGACUAGGGUGGCUGGAGUCUUUGACAAUUUUGAGGGCCUUCCUCUGACACCGCCUGGUAUAGAGGUCCUGGAUGGCAGGAAGCUUUGCCCCAGUGAUGUACUGGGCCGUACGCACUACCCUCUGUAGUGCCUUGCGGUCAGAGGCCAAGCAGUUGCCAUACCAGGCGGUGAUGCAACCAGUCAGGAUGCUCUCGAUGGUGCAGCUGUAGAAUUUUUUGAGGAUCUGAGGACCCAUGCCAAAUCUUUUUAGUCUCCUGAGGGGGAAUAGGCUUUGUCGUGCCCUCUUCACGACUGUCUUGGUGUGUUUGGACCAUGAUAGUUCGUUGGUGAUGUGGACACCAAGGAACUUGAAGCUCUCAACCUGUUCCACUACAGCCCCGUCGAUGAGAAUGGGGGCGUGCUCAGUCCUCUUUUUUUUCCUGUAGUCCACAAUCAUCUCCUUUGUCUUGGUCACGUUGAGGGAGAGGUUGUUGUCCUGGCACCACACGGCCAGAUCUCUGACCUCCUCCCUAUAGGCUGUCUCAUCGUUGUCGGUGAUCAGGCCUACCACUGUUGUGUCGUCGGCAAACUUAAUGAUGGUGUUGGAGUCGUGCCUGGCCAUGCAGUCAUGGGUGAACAGAGAGUACAGGAGGGGACUGAGCACGCACCCCUGAGGGGCCCCCGUGUUGAGGAUCAGUGUGGCAGAUGUGUUGUUACCUACCCUUACCACCUGGGGGCGGCCCGUCAGGAAGUCCAGGAUCCAGUUGCAGAGGGAGGUGUUUAGUCCCAGGAUACUUAGCUUAGUGAUGAGCUUAGAGGGCACUAUGGUGUUGAAUGCUGAGCUGUAGUCAAUGAAUAGCAUUCUCACGUAGGUGUUCCUCUUGUCCAGGUGGGAAAGGGCAGUGUGGAGUGCAAUAGAGAUUGCAUCAUCUGUGGAUCUGUUGGGGCGGUAUGCAAAUUGGAGUGGGUCUAGGGUUUCUGGGAUAAUGCUGUUGAUGUGAGCCAUGACCAGCCUUUCAAAACACUUCAUGGCUACAGACGUCAGUGCUACGGGCCGGUAGUCAUUUAGGCAGGUUAUCUUAGAGUCCUUGGGCACGGGGACUAUGGUGGUCUGCUUGAAACAUGUUGGUAUUACAGACUCAGUCAGGGACAUGUUGAAAAUGUCAGUGAAGACACUUGCCAGUUGGUCAGCACAUGCUCGGAGUACACGUCCUGGUAAUCCGUCUGGCCCUUCGGCCUUGUGAAUGUUGACCUGCUUAAAAGUCUUACUCACAUCGGCUACGGAGAGCGUGAUCACAUAGUCAUCCGGAACAGCUGGUGCUCUCAUGCAUGCUUCAGUGUUGCUUGCCUCGAAGCGAGCAUAGAAGUGGUUUAGCUCGUCUGGUAGGCUUGUGUCACUGGGCAGCUCGCGGCUGUGCUUCCCUUUGUAGUCUGUAAUAGUUUUCAAGCCCUGCCACAUCCGACGAGCGUCAGAGCCAGUGUAGUACGAUUCAAUCUUAGACCUGUAUUGACUCUUUGCCUGUUUGAUGGUUCGUCGGAGGUCAUAGCGGGAUUUCUUAUAAGCGUCCGGGUUAGAGUCCCGUUCCUUGAAAGCGGCAGCUCUACCCUUUAGCUCAGUACGGAUGUUUCCUGUAAUCCAUGGCUUCUGGUUGGGGUAUGUACGUACGGUCACUGUGGGGACGACAUCAUCGAUGCACUUAUUGAUGAAGCCAGUGACUGAUGUGGUGUACUCCUCAAUGCUGUCUGAAGAAUCCCGGAACAUGUUCCAGUCUGUGCUAGCAAAACAGUCCUGUAGCUUAGCAUCUGCGUCAUCUGACCACUUUUUUAUUAACCGAGUCACUGGUGCUUCCUGCUUUAGUUUUUGCUUAUAAGCAGGAAUCAGGAGGAUAGAGUUAUGGUCAGAUUUGCCAAAUGGAGGGCGAGGGAGAGCUUUGUAUGCGUCUCUGUGUGUGGAGUAAAGGUGGUCUAGAGUUUUUUUUCCCUCUGGUUGCACAUUUAACAUGCUGGUAGAAAUUAGGUAGAACGGAUGUAAGUUUCCCUGCAUUAAAGUCCCCGGCCACUAGGAGCGCUGCAUCUGGAUGAGCGUUUUCCUGUUGAUUAAUGGCCUUGUACAACUCAUUCAGUGCAAUCUUAAUGCCAGCAUUGGUUUGUGGUGGUAAAUAGACAGCUAUGAAAAAUAUAGAUGAAAACUCUCUUGGUAAAUAGUGUGGUCUACAGCUUAUCAUAAGAUACUCUACCUCAGGCGAGCAAAACCUCGAGACUUCCUUAGUAUUUGAUUUUGUGCACCAGCUGUUGUUUACAAAUAUACACAGACCGCCACCCCUUGUCUUACCGGAGUCAGCCGUUCUGUCCUGCCGAUGUAGCGUAUAGCCUGCUAGCUGAAUGUUAUCAUUGUCGUCGUUCAGCCACGACUCGGUGAAACAUAAGAUAUUACAGUUUUUAAUGUCCCGUUGGUAGGAUAACCGUAAUCUUAAGUCGUCCACUUUAUUUUCAAAAGAUUGAACGUUGGCUAAUAGGAUUGAUGGAAGAGGCAGUUUACUCGCUCGCCGUCGGAUCCUUACAAGGCACCCCGAUCUCCGUCCACGAUAUCUCCGUCUCUUCCUCACGCGAAUGACGGGGAUUUGGGCCUUGUCGGGUGUCUGUAUGAUAUCCUUCGCGGCCGCCUCGUUGAAGAAAAAAUCUUCGUCCAAUACGAGGUGAGUAAUCGCUGUCCUGAUAUCCAGAAGCUCUUUUUGGUUAUAAGAGACGAUGGCAGAAACAUUAUGUACAAAAUAAAUUACAAAUAACGCGGAAAAACACACAUAAUAGUACAAUUGGUUAGAGGGCUGUAAAACGGCAGCCAUCUUCUCCGGCGCUGUUGAACCAUUUGAAGAGGGGGAUGACCGCGGCAGCUUUCCAAUCUCUGGGGAUCUCAGACGAUACGAAAGAGAGGUUGAACAGGCUAGUAAUAGGGGUUGCGACAAUUUCUGCUGCUAAUUUAAAAAAGAAAGGGUCCAGAAUGUCUAGCCCAGCUGAUUUGUAGGGGUCCAGAUUUAGCAGCUCUUUCGGGACAUCAGCUAUCUGAAUUUGGGUGAAGGAGAAGCGUGGGGGCAUGGGCAAGUUGCAGCGGAGGGUGAAGAGCUGGUGGCCGGGGUAGGGGUAGCCAGGUGGAAAGCAUGGCCAGCUGUAAAUAGAUGAUGCAGAAAAAUUAAUCCAUGCAUUUGUUACUUCUAGGUUAGACUACUGCAAUGCUCUAUUUUCCGGCUACCCGGAUAAAGCACUAAAUAAACUUCAGUUAGUGCUAAAUACGGCUGCUAGAAUCCUGACUAGAACCAAGAAAUUUGAUCAUAUUACUCCAGUGCUAGCUUCCCUACACUGGCUUCCUGUUAAGGCAAGGGCUGAUUUCAAGGUUUUACUGUUAACCUAUAAAGCGUUACAUGGGCUUGCUCCUACCUAUCUUUCCGAGUUGGUCCUGCCGUACAUACCAAUACGUACGCUACGGUCACAAGACGCAGGCCUCCUAAUUGUCCCUAGAAUUUCUAAGCAAACAGCGGGAGGCAGGGCUUUCUCCUAUAGAUCUCCAUUUUUAUGGAACAGUCUGCCUACCCAUGUGAGAGACGCAGACUCGGUCUCAACCUUUAAGUCUUUACUGAAGACUUAUCUCUUCAGUAGGUCAUAUGAUUGAGUGUAGUCUGGCCCAGGAGUGUGAAGGUGAACGGAAAGGCUGGAGCAACGAACAGCCCUUGCUGUCUCUGCCGGGCCGGUUCCCCUCUCCACUGGGGUUCUCUGCCUCUAACCCUGUUGCAGGGGCUGAGUCACUGGCUUGCUGGUGCUCUUUCAUGCCGUCCCUGGGAGGGGUGCGUCACUUGAGUGGGUUGAGUUACUGACGUGAUCUUCCUGUCUGGGUUGGCGCCCCCCCCUUGGUUUGUGCUGUGGUGGAGACCUCUGUGGGCUAUACUCGGCCUUGUCUCAGGAUUGUAAGUUGGUGGUUGGGGAUAUCCCUCUAGUGGUGCGGGGGCUGUGCUUUGGCGGAGUGGGUGGGGUUAUAUCCUUCCUGUUUGGCCCUGUCCGGGGGUUUCUUCGGAUGGGGCCACAGUGUCUCCGGACCGCUCCUGUCUCAGCCUCCAGUAUUUAUGCUGCAGUAGUUUAUGUGUCGGGGGGCUGGGGUUAGUUGGUUAUACCUGGAGUACUUCUCCUGUCUUAUCCAGUGUCCUGUGUGAAUUUAAGUAUGCUCUCUCUAAUUCUCUCGUUCUCUCUUUCUCUCUGAGAACCUGAGCCCUAGGACCAUACGUCAGGACUACCGGGCAUGAUGACACCUUGCUGUCCCCAGUCCGCCUGGCCUUGCUGCUAUUCCAGUUUCAACUGUUCUGCCUGCGGCUACGAAACCCCUACCUGUCCCAGACCUGCUGUUUUCAACUCUUAAUGAUCGGCUAUGAAAAGCCAACUGAGAGACCUGAGCCCUAGGACCAUACGUCGGGACUACCGGCCGUGGUGACUCCUUGCUGUCCCCAGUCCGCCUGGCCUUGCUGCUAUUCCAGUUUCAACUGUUCUGCCUGCGGUUAUGGAACCCCUACCUGUCCCAGACCUGCUGUUUUCAACUCUUAAUGAUCGGCUAUGAAAAGCCAACUGAGAUUUAUUCCUGAUUAUUAUUUGACCAUGCUUGUCACUUAUGAACAUUUUUGAACAUCUUGGCAUGGUUCUGUUAUAAUCUCCACCCGGCACAGCCAGAAGAGGACUGGCCACCCCUCAUAGCCUGGUUCCUCUCUAGGUUUCUUCCUAGGUUUUCGCCUUUCUAGGGAGUUUUUUCCUAGCCACCGUGCUUCUACACCUGCAUUACUAGCUGUUUGGGGUUUUAGGCUGGGUUUCUGUACAGCACUUCGAGAUAUUAGCUGAUGUAAGAAGGGCUAUAUAAAAUAAAAUUGAUUGAUUGAUUGACUGUAGCAAAAUGCUUAUUGACAUUCUCAAUUAUCGUAGAUUUAUCGGUGGUGACAGUGUUUCCUAGCCUCAGUGCAGUGGGUAGCUGGGAGGAGGUGCUCUUAUUCUCCAUGGACUUUACAGUGUCCCAAACCUUUUUGGAGUUAGUGCUACAAGAUGCACAUUUCUGUUUGAAAAAGCUAGCCUUUGCUUUCCUAACUGAUUGUGUAUAUUGGUUCCUGACUUCCCUGAAAAGUUGCAUAUUGCGGGGGCUGUUCGAUGCUAAUGCAGUACGCCACAGGAUGUUUUUGUGCUGGUCAAGUCUGGGGUGAACCAGGGGCUAUAUCUGUUCUUAGUUCUGAAUUUUUUGAAUGGGGCAUGCUUAUUUAAGAUGGAGAGGAAAGCACUUUUGAAGAACAUCCAGGCAUCCUCUACUGACAGAAUGAGGUCAAUAGCCAUCCAGGAUACCCGGGCCAGGGCAAUUAGAAAGGCCUGCUCACUGAAGUGUUUUAGGGAGCGUUUGACAGUGAUGAGGGGUGGUCGUUUGACCGCGGACCCAUUACGGACGCAGGCAAUGAGGCAGUGAUCGCUGAGAUCCUGGUUGAAGACAGCAGAGGUGUAUUUAGAGGGUUAAUUAGUCAUGAUGAUAUCUAUGAGGGUGCCCAUGUUUACGGAUUUAGGGUUGUACCUGGUAGGUCCCUUGAUAAUUUGUGUGAGAUUGAGGGCAUCUAGUUUAUAUUGUAGGACGGCCGGGGUGUUAAGCAUAUCCCAGUUUAGGUCACCAAACAGUACGAACUCUGAGGAUAGAUGGGGGGCAAGCAAUUCACAUAUGGUGUCCAGGGCACAACUGGGGGCUGAGGGGGGUCUGUAGCAAGCGGCAACAGUGAGAAACGUAUUUCUUUAAAGGUGGAUUUUUAGAAGUAGAAGCUCAAACUGUUUGGGCACAGACCUGGAUAGUAUGAUAGAGCUCUGCUGGCUAUCUCUAGAGUAGAUUGCAACUCCGCCCCCUUUGGCAGUUAUAUCUAGACGGAAAAUGUUGUAGUUCGGAAUGGAAAUUUCUGAAUUUUUGGUAGCCUUCCUAACCCAAGAUUCAGACACUGCUAGAACAUCAGGGUUGGCAGAGUGUGCUAACGCAGUGAAUAACUCAAACUUGGGGAGGAGACUUCUGAUGUUAACAUGCAAUAUUCCAAGGCGCCUGGGGGGUAAGAGUGAUACUGGGAGCUACAGGGCCUGGGUUAACCUCUACAUCACCAGAGGAACAGAGGAGGAAUAGAAUAAGGUUACGGCUAAAGGCUUUAAGAACUGGUCUUCUAGUGCGUUGGGUACAGAGAAAGGGGGCAGAUUUCCGGGUGUUGUAGAAUAGAUUCAGGGCAUUAUGUACAGAUAAGGAUAUGAGUACAGUGGAGGUACACAUAAGCAUUGGGUAACUAUGAAAGCGAUAACAUCACUCGAGGUACCGAUUGAGCCGGUCUCCGCGUGAAUGGGGGGUGGGACAAAGGAGCUCUCUGAGGCUGGUUGAGCUGAACUUGGGGCUCUACAGUGAAAUUGUAUAAUAAGAACUAACCCAAACAGAAAUAGGCAAGGCAUAUUGACAUGGGAGAGAGGCAUAACGCAAUCACAGGUGUUAUUCGAGAAGACAACCACUGGUAAUGGCGACGAAAGUUUGAGCUGAGGCUAAACAGAUAAACAGGAUGGGAUACCGUGUAAAGGAACAGUCCAGCAGGCAUUAGCUGUGUAGCUGAGUGAUCAUAAGGUCCAGUGAACAGCACUAAGUAUGUCCGGGAGCAGAUCGUAGGCUGCUAAAGCACAGGCGAGCAGGAGGCACGGCUGUUGAUUGCGCGUGCUAGCGGGCCGGGGCUGGCAGAUGGAUCUUCGUGGUCGUCGCAACGGGAAGCCUGUUGAAACCACAUCAGACGAUUACGUCAACAGACCAGACGUGAUGGAUCGGCGGGGCUCCGUGUCGACACUAGGAGGUCCCGUCAGGUUGACAGAGAGGUAGAUAGCCGGGAGAUGGGCCUGGCUUGCGGCUAGCUCAAGGCUUACUGGUACGUCGGGAAGUGGAUAUUAGCCAACAACAGCCUUAAUUUGAGCCUGUUUGCUACAGCAGGAAAAUUAUCCUGCAGCAACAGGAAAUGUGAAUUAUUAUGUGGAUUAUAAUUAAUUGACAUUUUGGUAGGGGUUGAUACAUUUUCCGUAAGGGAAAAUCAAGUCUGAAAUUUCAAAGUGGAAAUAACGAAUUUCAGAAGCCUUCUUAAACCUCAAAUACACUACAAGUUUUAAAUGUCCUGCAUUGCAGGAAAGUUAUUCUGCAACAGGGUGAUCAAAUUAAGAUCCUACAUCUGUAUGUAUCUGCCUUCCUAGAAUCUCAAUGACCAGUGAGAAUGGGGGUGGCACCCUGACCAUCCGUGAUGUAAAGGAGGCGGACCAGGGGGCGUACACCUGUGAGGCCAUCAACGCCAAGGGCCUGGUGUUUGGUAUCCCUGACGGGGUGCUCAGCCUCAUACAGAAACCAGGUAUGUACUGGAUAGGCUAAUUCACAAUAUAAGACCAAAACAAGCCAAACUGGACUGAGCUGGCCUGGUUAUGCAUGGUUCCACCAUAGCUGCUGAAACCAUGCUAGAAAGGUCAAUUGGAAAAUAAAAUAUCAGAGCCAGCAUGGUAAGAUUCGGGUCAGCCCUAUAAUGGGAAUCAGGUACACUGUUUGUAUACUACUCUCCUCUGGGAUUAGCUAGAUUAUUUUAAAGGCUAUUUCAUUACAUUAUUUUGUAUAAGAAAAUAACGGCAGUGUGAGUAUAUGAAAUGCCUAAAAUGUCCGAUGUCUGUCUGCACCUAUUUGCCUGUUCUAUGUCUGUCUGUUCUAUGUCUGUCUGUUCUAUGUCUGUCUGUUCUAUGUCUGUCUGUUCUAUGUCUGUCUGUUCUAUGUGGCCUAUUUGCACCGUGCUGUCCUUUCGUCCAGUUUUGUCAUCCUCUCUGUCAUCGUCACCAGGAAACUGUCCAGACGGUCACUUCAGCGUGGAGGGACGUUGUAUCUCCUGCUUCUGCUUCGGCAUCACCAAGAACUGUGGGAACACCGGCCGCUACCGCAACCAGAUCAAUCUGCGCUUCACUGACGAGGACGACUUCAAAGGUACCUGGACCACACUAAAUACAAAUGCCUGUAUCAAAUACACAUGACAAAGUUGAUGUAAUUUUUACGUUCCUAAAUAUUUAGUGAAAAAGACAAUACAUUUGUAAUUGAUUGAACUGAACUUUAAAAAACGAUUUAAGCAUUACAUUUUUGUUUAUACAUGCAUAAUAUGAAUGUCAUUACUGGUAUGAUAAAACUCUCUCUUACUUCAUACUUCGUCACCUCCCGAGUGGCGCAGAGAUCCUGGUUCGAAUCCAGGCUCUGUCGUAGCCGGCCGCGACCGGGAGACCCAUGGGGUGGCGCACAAUUGGCCCAGCGUCGUCCAGGGUAGGGGAGGGAAUGGCCGGCAGGGAUGUAGCUCAGUUGGUAGAGCAUGGCGUUUGCAACGCCAGGGUUGUGGGUUAUAUUCCCACGGGGGGCCAGUAUGAAAAAUACAAAAAAUAAUGUAUGCAUUAAAUGCUAAAUGACUAAAAUGUAAAAUAUGUCUCUCUCCUUGCCUCCCUCCAUAACACCCUGCCUCCUUCCCUAACUCUAGGAGUGAACGUGACGUACCCCUCUAGACCAGGCACCCCUCCUCUCUCCUCCACUCAGCUCCUUAUCAACCCUGAAGAGGAGGAGUUCCAGCUGGUCGACCUAUCACGACGCUUCCUCAUCCUGGACUCCUAUUGGACGCUUCCCCGCCAGUUCCUGGGCAACAAGGUGCAGCAUCUCUCCUGCUCUCCAUUUCUCCUAUGGCUCAAUGUGACGCCAUGUUGAAAUGAGCUUAUACUAGCAAGAUAACUCCUAUUUGAAGUGAUAUGAAUUAUAAAUGAAAUUAACUUGCACAUCUGAGGGUUGCUUCAGAAAGUGCCCAAUAAAUCUUUAAGUCAUAUUAAAAUGAAAGAAGCUCCCCCACACUGCUUUUGAAAAUAAUCUGUUUCAGCCUCACUGCCUUCGUCAGAGUUUUGUCAGAGUUAUAUAACGAUUAAUACAGAGACUGUAUGUCUAUUUAGAUUGACUCCUAUGGAGGCUUACUGAAGUACAAGGUGCGUUACACGCUGGCCCGCGGGGAGACUGAGCCUGAGGAGAAACCAGACGUGAUUCUGACAGGGAACGGUCAGAGACUGGUCUACCGCAGGGGCAACCCCACCCCCUCCAGGGUGAUCAACAAGAAGGAGAUCAAAUUCACUGAGGUGGGUCUCUGUCCAUCUGUCAAUCACAACAACAUAUCUACCUCACUUUGUUUCCUUCCUAUCCCUCUUCUUCCUUUUUAGUAAAACAAUGCACCUGUCUCUACACUCUUUGAAAAAAAGGUGCUAUUUAGAACCUUAAAGGGUUCUUCGGCUGUCCCCAUAGGAAAACCCUUUGAAUAACCUUUUUAAAGAGGGUUCUACCUAGAAUCAAAAAGGGUUCUACCUGGAACCAAAAAGGGUUCUCCUAUGGGGACAGCCAAAUAACCAUUUUGGAACCCUUUUGUAGGUCUUACAUAGCCUAUAUGGGGUCAGUGGCUGAGAUGUACUAGUCUAGCCAUUUUGUAUAUAAUCAGUUGUUAAGAUGAAGCCAUCUAGGCCUUUAAUGUAAAGUAUAUGAUCAGUUGUUAAGAUGAAGCCAUCUAGGCCUUUAAUGUAAAGUAUAUGAUCAGUGGCUAAAAUGUACUUGUCUAGGCCUAACAUGCAUAGGUUGAGUGUCUGAUCUUACAUGGUUGGUAUGUGUUGUUGUAGGAGAACUGGCAGCACUCGUCGGGUCGCCAGGUGUCCCGUGAGGACCUGAUGAUGACCCUGGCCAGCCUGGAGACCAUCAGCAUCCGCACCGUCUACGACAACCACAUGGUGAGCGUGGCGCUCAGCGACAUCGUCAUGGACACCACCACCGUGGAGUACAACAUCCAGGGAAAUGCCAAGGAUGUGGAGGAGUGCAGGUGAGAUCCCAUAGACUGACUUCAGCUGAGGUUGGGAUUUAGAUUGGAUGUAGUUUGUUAUCGCCCCGUAGAGUUGCAGGCACUAAAAAGUUACUUAAACCGUGGUACUGGUUUUUGUGACAAACUAUCCCUACAAAAAAGGUUGAGCACUUAGACAUUUUUUUGUGCCUGCAACUGUAGAUAUAUUGUAAAUAAAGUUGCAAUGCAUUGUAUUGUGUUUGAAAUGUAGGAGAGUUUCAGUUGUAAUGGCUUCUAUGGUGUGGGUCUGUCUCUCCCAGGUGUCCCCCUGGCUACUCAGGACUGUCCUGUGAACAGUGCUCCACUGGCUUUGAGCGUGUGUCUGGAGGGAACUUCCUGGGAUCCUGUGCUGGAUGUAACUGUAAUGGACAUGCCAGCGCCUGUGACCCCAUCAGUGGACACUGUCUGGUGAGAACUCCUUACAACAUAAUGUUAUUAUUAUACUAUUAUAAACUUGUAUUAACCUCUAUGUAUUUUAGCGGUAAACAAAUAUGUUCUAAGUGUUGAGAAUGUGUAUACAAAUUCUUACAAAAUGUAUAGUAAAAAUGCAAGUAGGAUCAUUUUUAUCAUAAAGUCAGUAUAUUACAAAACUGAGUUUUGUGAGGUUUGUGUAACUGAGGUCGUCACGACUUACAUGACGGGUUGGGUUAGGAUUACAAUCAUGCCCACUUGCCCACUAACACGGGAUGGUAACGCCUAGGGAGAAUUAUCAUGCACUGAUAUACAGCUGCGCUGAUACGCUCUAUCCAAUCAUAGCAGUGAACCUCCAGACAAUGACACAGACCUGCCCAGCCUCUUGCUGAUAUGUUUGAUAGUGAUCACUCCAGCCUGCCACUGUUUUGGGCAAAAUAAGAAUUGAGACGAUGCGCACUUGCAUCCCAACUGUCACUUGUCAAUAUUCCAAAAUUCAAAAACCCAUUUGCGAGCGUCUUGUGUCUGGCCGCGACCUGUUCUGUAACAUGAUUCGCUAUGAAACAGCACUUUUUCAUGCUAUUUUUUAAACUUUAGAAAUACUGUACCAAACACCUGCGCGACCUAAGACCUCCUCUGCAAAAACGUCAAAAUUAAUUACAGAUUUUUUUAUUUAUCUUAGAUUAAUUCUGACUAUUUUAAGGAAGUGGUAGUGGCUAUGUUGUUGCUAUGGUGACUCAAGAGGGACAAACAACAGUAACUGCCAGGGUACUGUUGUGUCGAGAAAACGUUGCUAAUUAUGCUGUGAGACCAAGGAGAACCGCUGACGCUGUAAUUUCAUCAUAAAGGUUUAUUCAUAACAAAGGGUUACAGCGUCGAUUUACAGAUACCUGCAGAUACCUGGAGAAUAAUCGCCCCAUCUCAAAUAUGAUUAUUCUGUCUUCCUUUGUCCCAACUGUGGUAUAUAUUCUAUCCUGCUGUGGGUGGUUUCCCAUACAGACCAAUCACCUGUCUCCACACAACAGACUUCCUCUGUUCUAUGGGGUGUCCCCCUAAAACUACUCCCCAGAUGCUCCCUCUAAGCUGAAUAAACCUCCUCUCAGGUUCCAUUUGAAAACGUUAGCAAAGUCAUAAUUCCUCAGAUACUACAGUACAAUAAAGCGAACAUAACACACCCCCAUUGAACAACACCCCUAAAACUCAAAUCUUGUUUUUCUUAAUGAGCAGCAGAAAAACAUGCGGAAUUGAUUAGUUCAGCCGCUCUUUAAGGAAUGUAUUGACAAAUGUACAUAAUAUAGAGGUAGUAACUGAAUUACGUUCCUCUCCCUUCCUCAGAGCUGCCAGCACAACACUGAAGGUCCUCAGUGUGACAAGUGCAGACCAGGCUACUUCGGUGACCCCAGACGAGGUCGCCCCGAUGACUGCAAGCCCUGUCCAUGCCCAUACACCGAGACGUCCCGCCGGUGAGGGGCCACCACACACCUACACAACACACACACACACACACACACACACACACACACACACACACACACACACACACACACACACACACACACACACACACACACACAGUCUGUUACACACACACACACACACCACACACACACACACAUACACCCUGAGUGACAGACAGAGACAUGGAUGGAAAGAGCUUUUUCACACAGCAGGUUGACGUCUCUGUUGGGUGGCGUCACUGGAUUCUCCAGAAGAACACUGGGCUUAUUCAUUCAUUGCUGGUGUUGUCACCUUGUGACCUGUGUUGCUACCCAUUAACUGGCAGCUAAUGUACAUAUUAAUGUAGCUAACACUCUACUCCUGUGAUUUGUUUGUGACUCCCAGGUUCUCCGACACCUGCUUCCUGGACCAUGACUCUCAGGCCACGUGCGACGCCUGCAAACCAGGCUACACCGGCCGCCGCUGUGAAAAGUAAGGGAGUCACAAAUGACAUCACACCCCUUUACAUCUGCACUGUCUUUAAAUCAAUGACAGCUUUACUGUAUAUGGAAUAGUUAGUUAUAAAGGAUAGUUAUAAAAGAUGAAGAUGUUUAUGGGUAUUUUUUUCUUCAUAGGUGUGCACCUGGGUACCAGGGUAACCCACUACAGCCAAAUGGCAAAUGUUUUCCAAACAGUGAGUGUUCUCUUUUACAUCAGUAUCGGGAUGGAAAUGUUUUUAGGCUUGAAAGUGCCAGGAAAAUGUUUUAUUUGUAUUGUUUUACCCAGAGCCAUGUGUACAGUACAGUCGUGGUCAAAAGUUUUGAGAAUGACACAAAAACUAAUUUUCACAAAGUCUGCUGCCUCAGUUUUGAUGAUGGCAAUUUGCAUAUACUCCAGAAUGAAGAGUGAUGAAGAGUGAUCAGAUUAAUUGCAAUUAAUUGCAAAGUCCCUCUUUGCCAUGAAAAUGAACUUAAUCCCCCAAAAACAUUUCCACUGCAUUUCAGCACUGCCACAAAAGGACCAGCUGCCAUCAUGUCAGUGAUUCUCUCGUUAACACAGGUGAGAGUGUUGACGAGGACAAGGCUGGAGAUCACUCUGUCAUGCUGAUUGUGUUAGAAUAACAGACUGGAAGCUUUAAAAUGAGGGUGGUGCUUGAAAUCAUUGUUCUUCCUCUGUUAACCAUGGUUACCUGCAAGGAAACACGUGUCGUCAUCAUUGCUUUGCACAAAAAGGACUUCACAGGCAAGGAUAUUGCUGCUAGUAAGAUUGCAUCUAAAUCAACCAUUUAUCGGAUCAUCAAGAACUUCAAGGAGAGAGGUUCAAUUGUUGUGAAGAAGGCGUCAGGGCGCCCAAGAAAGUCCAGCGAGCGCCAGGACCGUCUCCUAAAGUUGAUUCAGCUGCGGGAUCGGGGCACCACCAGUGCAGAGCUUGCUCAGGAAUGGCAGCAGGUGAGGCGAAGACUUUUCGAGGAUGGCCUGGUGUCAAGAAGGGCAGCAAAGAAGCCACUUCUCUCCAGGAAAAACAUCAGGGACAUAUUCUGCAAAAGGUACAGGGACUGCUGAGGACUGGGGUAAAGACAUUUUCUCUGAUGAAUCCCCUUUCCGAUUGUUUGGGGCAUCCGGAAAACACCUUGUCCGGAGAAGACAAGGUGAGCGCUACCAUCAGUCCUGUGUCAUGCCAACAGUAAAGCAUCCUGAGACCAUUCAUGUGUGGGGUUGCUUCUCAGCCAAGGGAGUGGGCUCACUCACAAUUUUGCCUAAGAACACAGCCAUGAAUAAAGAAUGGUACCAACACAUCCUCUGAGAGCAACUUCUCCCAACCAUCCAAGAACAGUUUGGUGACGACCAAUGCCUUUUCCAGCAUGAUGGAGCACCUUGCCAUAAGGCAAAAGUGAUAACUAAGUGGCUCGGGGAAGAAAACAUCGACAUUUUGGGUCCAUGGCCAGGAAACUCCCCAGACCUUAAUCCAAUUGAGAACUUGUGGUCGAUCCUCAAGAGGCGGGUGGACAAACAAAACCCCACAAAUUCUGACAAACUCCAAGCAUUGAUUAUGCAAGAAUGGGCUGCCAUCAGUCAGGAUGUGGCCCAGAAGUUAAUUGACAGCAUGCCAGGGCGGAUUGCAGAGGUCUUGAAAAAGAAGGGUCAACACUGCAAAUAUUGACUCUUUGCAUAAAGUUAAUGUAAUUGUCAAUAAAAGCCUUUGACACGUAUGGAAUACUUGUAAUUAUACUUCAGUAUACCAUAGUAACAUCUGACAAAAAUAUCUCAUAACACUGAAGCAGCGAACUUUGUGAAGACCAAUACUUGUGUUAUUCUCAAAACUUUUGACCACGACUGUAUAUGAUUGGUUUUAGCUCUAGUGCAUGCCAUGCUUUAUGUCCUGCUUUACCUUUAAGACCCUCUGUAUUAACAUCAGUCAUACCUGCUGAGGGGGGUGUCAUCAUCAGCCUGGUAUGUUGAAUGGUUGUGGAGGGGUUGGAGUUGGUGGAGCACUCCCAGGUACUGAUCCAUAUCCAUAUGUCCCCGCCCGCCCCGCCCUCCCUCCCUCCCUCCCUCCCUCCCUCCCUCCCUCCCUCCCUCCCUCCCUCCCUCGCCUCCCUCCCUCCCCCUCUCUCCCCUCCAUCCCUCACUCCCUCCCCUCCCUCCCUGCCUCCCUCCCCCUCACUCCCUUCCCUCCUUCAGCAAACUCAAAGUGUGAUAGCAGAGGAACAGUGAACUCCAACAGCAGACCAUGCACCUGCAAGGUAACAUACUACGCUGCUUUGACUUACUGUACUUAAUUCUUACGACCAUAGUUAUGAAUAGGGCUUUAGAUUAGAUUUAGGAGUUUAGAUAUGCUGUAGUAAAAAAUUACACUCAAUCACCAACAGUUUAACUCCAUUGUCUAGUCCAGGGGUCUCCUAUCUUUUCUAGCAUGAGAGCUACUUUUAAAAAAUGAAACGUGUCAUGAGCUACACAUUUUUUUCUAGCUUUUAAAUAGGCAUGUUCUUCUCUUCUCCUCUCCCCUGCAACUCUUGCCCAGUUCCACAGUGUCCAAGGGAAAGUAGUGCAGUAUGUUUUCUGUCAAUAUACCUGGUCAAAUAAUGGUUAAUAACCAACUGGAAGGGGGCCCUGUAAAAUCUAUGAUUCUUUUCAAAAAUGUUGUUUUAUAUUUUCCCAUAUUAUGUUUUGUCAGUUGAAAUUUCCCUGGUUUUUGAUUAUACAUAUUUUUUAACUCUCAAAAUUACAAUUGUUCAUAGAGAAACAACUCAAUUGAAUGUUCUGAGUCCAUGUCAAUGCUUAAAUCACAUCAGAAGGUCUGGAAGAAAACAAACACGUUUAUUUUUUUGUGCAAUUCCCCUUUAGUUGAGCAUCUGGCCCUUUAAUUGCGCAUCUAGCGAGUGAGGAAUGUGCCGGCCUAGCGAUGGUUCCGUACUGCUUUUCAUGGAAAAGUUAGCGAAUAAUAGAUACAAAUGAUAUACUUACUCAUUAUACAGUGGGGGAAAAAAAGUAUUUAGUCAGCCACCAAUUGUGCAAGUUCUCCCACUUAAAAAGAUGAGAGAGGCCUGUAAUUUUCAUCAUAGGUACACGUCAACUAUGACAGACAAAUUGAGAAAAAAAAAUCCAGAAAAUCACAUUGUAGGAUUUUUAAUGAAUUUAUUUGCAAAUUAUGGUGGAAAAUAAGUAUUUGGUCACCUACAAACAAGCAAGAUUUCUGGCUCUCACAGACCUGUAACUUCUUCUUUAAGAGGCUCCUCUGUCCUCCACUCGUUACCUGUAUUAAUGGCACCUGUUUGAACUUGUUAUCAGUAUAAAAGACACCUGUCCACAACCUCAAACAGUCACACUCCAAACUCCACUAUGGCCAACACCAAAGAGCUGUCAAAGGACACCAGAAACAAAAUUGUAGACCUGCACCAGACUGGGAAGACUGAAUCUGCAAUAGGUAAGUAGCUUGGUUUGAAGAAAUCAACUGUGGGAGCAAUUAUUAGGAAAUGGAAGACAUACAAGACCACUGAUAAUCUCCCUCGAUCUGGGGCUCCACGCAAGAUCUCACCCCGUGGGGUCAAAAUGAUCACAAGAACGGUGAGCAAAAAUCCCAGAACCACAUGGGGGGACCUAGUGAAUGACCUGCAGAGAGCUGGGACCAAAGUAACAAAGCCUACCAUCAGUAACACACUACGCCGCCAGGGACUCAAAUCCUGCAGUGCCAGACGUGUCCCCCUGCUUAAGCCAGUACAUGUCCAGGCCCGUCUGAAGUUUGCUAGAGUGCAUUUGGAUGAUCCAGAAGAGGAUUGGGAGAAUGUCAUAUGGUCAGAUGAAACCAAAAUAGAACUUUUUGGUAAAAACUCAACUCGUCGUGUUUGGAGGACAAAGAAUGCUGAGUUGCAUCCAAAGAACACCAUACCUACUGUGAAGCAUGGGGGUGGAAACAUCAUGCUUUGGGGCUGUUUUUCUGCAAAGGGACAAGGACGACUGAUCCGUGUAAAGGAAAGAAUGAAUGGGGCCAUGUAUCGUGAGAUUUUGAGUGAAAACCUCCUUCCAUCAGCAAGGGCAUUGAAGAUGAAACGUGGCUGGGUCUUUCAGCAUGACAAUGAUCCCAAACACACCGCCCGGGCAACGAAGGAGUGGCUUCGUAAGAAGCAUUUCAAGGUCCUGGAGUGGGCUAGCCAGUCUCCAGAUCUCAACCCCAUAGAAAAUCUUUGGAGGGAGUUGAAAGUCUGUGUUGCCCAGUGACAGCCCCAAAACAUCACUGCUCUAGAGGAGAUCUGCAUGGAGGAAUGGGCCAAAAUACCAGCAACAGUGUGUGAAAACCUUAUGAAGACUUACAGAAAACGUUUGACCUGUGUCAUUGCCAACAAAGGGUAUAUAACAAAGUAUUGAGAAACUUUUGUUAUUGACCAAAUACUUAUUUUCCACCAUAAUUUGCAAAUAAAUCCAUAAAAAAUCCUACAAUGUGAUUUUCUGGAUUUUUUUUUCUAAUUUUGUCUGUCAUAGUUGACGUGUACCUAUGAUGAAAAUUACAGGCCUCUCUCAUCUUUUUAAGUGGGAGAACUUGCACAAUUGGUGGCUGACUAAAUACUUUUUUUCCCCACUGUAUAUUUCUGCCAAGUAAGCCUACUUUGCAGUUAACAUUUAAUUGAGAAGGUUUUGGGGAAAGUAUUUCUGUCAACCCACAAAACGGUUAUCACAUGGCUACACACAGUGAUAGACAAACGCCCACACCACACAGACAGACAGGGGCUAUAUUGAUGGAAAUGAAUUGGCAGAUAUUGUGUUAGGUUUGGCUUUUUAAGCCAAUAGUGGCUAACCAGGGGUGGUAUAAUGUAAAUGUUGCGUUGAUUAGAUAGUAGCUGGGAGCUUGCGGUGUCUGAUACCAGUGAGAUUUGUUUAUCACAGUUUGCGGUGGAACACGUGCCAAUUACAUGUAUUUUAAGAAUUGUUUGGUGAGCUACUCAGCUGGGCUGUGAACUACUACUGGUAGCUCGAGAUCAACCUGUUGGAGACCCCUGGUCAUAAACUUGGACCUGUCUAGGUCUUACUGCCAUUAUUAUACGAUCAACCUGUUGGAGACCCCUGGUCAUAAACUUGGACCUGUCUAGGUCUUACUGCCAUUAUUAUACGAUCAACCUGUUGGAGACCUCUGGUCAUAAACUUGGACCUGUCUAGGUCUUACUGCCAUUAUUAUAUGAUCAACCUGUUGGAGACCCCUGGUCAUAAACUUGGACCUGUCUAGGUCUUACUGCCAUUAUUAUAUGAUCAUCUUUUAUGAUGAGCCAGCCAGUCAGUCAGUCAGUGAGUCGGAUGCAUGACAGAUGUGUGUCUGGUGUGUGUGUGUGUGUGUGUGUGUGUAUGUGUGCGUGUGUUGUGUUGCAGUCCAACGUGGUGGGGUCGCAGUGUGACGAGUGUAAGAGCGGCUCCUUCCACCUGACAGAGGACAACCCAGAGGGCUGUCUGCAGUGCUUCUGUAUGGGCGUCACCAGGCAGUGUGCCAGCUCCACCUGGAGCCGAGACCAGGUCAGUGGCCUGGCCGUACUAAUACCAAUACACACUACUUCUAUAGGGCACGUAAGACAUCACAAAAUACAAGGAAUGGUCAAGCACAUCCUAAACCACAGCAGUGCAUUGAGUCUGGCUUAAGUGCACUUGAGCCCUAUUCGCUUGGACUCUUGAGGACUGAGAAGACACAAAGACGUUGUAUCUAAAGUGUGGCUGUUUGUAUCCCCCAGGUCCGUGGUGGUGUGAAUGGGCAGCUGUUCUCCCUCUCCAACAGUGCUAACUCCAGGACUAUCACAGAUGGUAUCACCCAGAAAGGCUCCUCAGAGGUGGCGUACCGCUCCUUCUCUGACAUCCCCAAAGACAUCUACUACUGGGUCCUACCAGACGGCUUCAGAGGAGACAAGGUGAGAGGGGGGAGAGAGAGGGAGAGGAAGGAGAGAGGGGACUAGGAGAGAGGGGGGAGACAGAGGGAGAGGAAGGAGAGAGGGGACUAGGAGAGAGGGGGGAGACGGAGGAUAGAGGAGAGAGGACUAGAGAGAGGGGGGAGACAUAGGGAGAGGAAGGAGAGAGGGGACUAUGAGAGAGGGGGGAGACAAGGUAGAUAGGGGAUAGGGACAGGGGGAGAGGAGGGAGACAGAGGAGAGGAAGGAGAGCGGGGGACUAGGGGAGAGGGGGGAGACAGAGGGAGAGGAAGGAGAGAGGGGACUAGGGGAGAGGAGGGAGACAGGGAAGGGGGAGGAAGGAGAGAGGGACUAGGGACCAGAGAGGGGGAGAAGAGGGAGCAGGAGGAGAGAGGGGGAACUAGGGGAGAGAGGGAGACAGGUAGAGGGGGAAGGAGGGGACUGGGGAGAGCGGAGGAGACACGGGUUUUACAGGGGGAAGAGAGGGGGAUGACGGGGGAGAUGGGGGAGACAAGUAGAGAGCGGAGGGACAAGGUGAUAUGGAGGAGACUAGAUGAGAGGGGGGAGACAAGGGUAGAGGGUGGGGGGUGGGGGAGAUGAGUGGCGUCUUUAUGACACUUUAUUUCUCCACUAGAUCAUGGGGACAGGAGAAACUGUCAUCCACCGUAUUUUGACUUAGUAGUCUUCCCUCUGGAAGCAAGGUGUGAAAUAAAUGUGGUCAGGCUAGAUUUCACCGUCCACAUGCUCUCUCAACAUAAAGGCUUAACAUAAACAAAGAGAAGCUCUCUACUUCUGGUUCAUGGUCAUGCACAUGUCAUCAUGAUGAUCCAUGACCCAGCUAGCCUUAUGGGGUGAAAUACCUUUCCACCAUCGAGUGGAGAACGUUUCUCUCUGACAUCUGACAUGUUGUUGCCAGGUGACAGCCUAUGGCGGAGAGCUGCGCUACACUGUGCGCUAUGAGCCCCGGCAACGCUCCCUGGUGAUUGACGGACAGCCGGAUGUGGUUCUCCAAGGCAACGGCAUCUUCCUGGAACACUUCUCCCAGACAAAGCCCCUCCCCCGCGUACCCGCCACCGUCACUGUCACCUUCAGAGAGGUGUGUGUCACUGUGUGUGUGUGUGUGUGUGUGUGUGUGUGUGUGUGUGUGUGUGUGUGUGUGUGUGUGUGUGUGUGUGCGUAUUUAAAAGAAAAACUGAUAAUAAACAGUUUGUUAUCUUAACAUUAAGAUGUAAUACAAUGUUGUCUUUGUGGAUGAUUUUGUUUAGAUUACGUAAUUAGAUGACCAUUAACUCCAUUGCUAAUCCCAAUCCUAUUCUUGGAUAUAAUCCAUUUUUUUUACAUUUUAGUCAUUUAGCAGACGUUCUUAUCCAGAGCGACGUGAGUGCAUACAUUUUUCAUACUUUUUUUCAUACUGGCCCCCCGUGGGAAACGAACCCACAACCCUGGCGUUGCAAGCACCAUGCUCUACCAACUGAGCUACAGGAGGCCAGCUCUAAUCCUGACUUUGCCUAGGCAGAACUUUACACUGAGCUUCAUUUCUCUGUCUCUCCCUGUGUUUUCUCCUACCAGUCUGCAUGGAGGCGUGCCGAUGGACAGCCCUGUACUCGUGAGCACCUCCUCAUGGCCUUGGCUGAUACUACUGUCUUCAUGAUCAGAGCCACCUACGCUGACAACAUGGCUGAGACCAGGUAAGAGAGGGCCAGACUACGUGUACUAUUGAGAUCUACCUCUAGUCAACUCUAGUGUCGGUAGGAGAAGGAAGACAUAUUGAGUAGUAUCUCAAAUCAGCUGUAGUUUACCACAUAAUGAUGAUUCUAAAGAAUCAUUUAGGACACUUACUGGAAAGACCAUGUGGCUGAUGUUGUUGUUGUUGUUGUUGUUGUUGUUAUCUCACCUGUGUUGUUGUCUGUUGUCCAGUCUUUCAGACAUCCGAAUGGACAUUGCAGUGCCACGCUCCACAGGCAAUGAACGUGCCCUUGAAGUGGAGGAGUGUGCUUGUCCCCAAGGCUACAAAGGACCAUCAUGCCAGGUACUUUACACACACACACACACACACACACACACACACACACACACACACACACACACACACCACAUAAACGUUAUCCUGAUGACACAAGAACAACCAAUACAAUAGCUGUUCCUCUGUUACCUCUCCUAGUCGUAAAGCUCCAUCACUUUGUUUCAUGGCACAGUAGACAUCUUGGAAAGAAACACAGAGUUGAAUUCUUAGAGCAUGUUGUAAUGGAGCAACAAGACAAUCUACUGUACUGUAUACAUUUCUAUCACUACAUGGCCUGAGGGGUUUUUCCAUGUCUUUCCUUCCAUGUCUGUUUCUAUACAGGAGUGUGACGUGGGCUACACCCGUACAGGCUCUGGGCUCUACCUGGGUACCUGUGAGAGGUGCGACUGUAACGGCCACGCCAGCGGCUGUGACCAGGAGACAGGCGCGUGCUUGGUAAGUCACUCCACCCUACUACUGUACUGUAUGCCAGUAGUACAGUACUACAGCUGCAUCUGGCUUUCAAGUCUGCUAUGGAAUCCGCUAAUGGUUUCUUGGCAAAUCGCAACAUGUGGAAACAGAUUCAGAACACACAUUAGCUCAUAAUAGGAUUUCACUGUUCCAUGGAUGGAUCCACCACUCUCUCCCUUCUCGUGUGUCUCCUUUUUCUAGCAAUGCCUUCACAACACGGCCGGCCCAAGGUGCGAGCGCUGUUUGCCAGGUUUCUACGGCAACCCUGUGACGGACGGCCCCCAGGCCUGUCAGCCCUGCCCCUGCCCUGGCACUUCCACCAGCAACCAGUGAGUUCACUCCUCAUGGACUCUACAGCUGCACAGAACUACACCUUUACAUGGAUCAAUGGCUCUGGAACUCUAGCUCCAGACUUAUCCUCUUAUGAAGAUCUUUAUUCUACUGAUAAACGUAUCCAUUCACCUGCUGGUCAACCUCAUAGAGAUACUAUUUAAUUAUGUGGGGUCAACCUGCUCUUUGUAAAGAUAGCCGAUCUGUCAGUGACUGGUCAUACAGUUACGCUAUUUUCUCAAAGGUAACCCCAUUAAUAUUAUACGGGCUGUAGGCUACACUGUCUCUGAUAGAAGACUCUGUCUUCAUGCAGGUAUUCUCAGUCUUGCUACAAGGACGCGGAUGGUCAGCCCACUUGUGAUAACUGUCCCCCAGGCUUCACUGGCCGGCGCUGCGAAAGGUACGAUUCUCUUCAUAUUCAGCUCUUUCUCUCUCUAUCCCCUCCAUCCUUACAGUCAAGCUGUUAAGUGGUCAGUGGUUUGGGGGGUGCUGGGCUGGCCGGAGCGCAGCAAAGCAGAGGUGACAGGUCUGGCACUGGCACCCACUUAUUUCAUUUACAAAAGGGGUAUAGUAGCAUGUCUGUCCAUUGCAUCCCUCUUUCAACCAGUCUUUCCAACCAGUCAUGAUUGAUUGGUAUGUGUUAGUGGAGUGGUAUGGUGGAAGCAAAGCUCAAAUCAAUGCCACCCAUUCCAGU